Messenger RNA from Carassius gibelio (silver crucian carp), 3822 nucleotides. Its product is annotated as putative leucine-rich repeat-containing protein DDB_G0290503. The coding region runs from base 1 to 3822 and encodes 1273 amino acids. NCBI's taxonomy places the organism in Eukaryota, Metazoa, Chordata, Actinopteri, Cypriniformes, Cyprinidae. The transcript has a single exon. The record is from RefSeq and is a predicted model, not a curated record.
AUGAAAGCUCUCGAAAGUAGUAAUAAACAGAUGAGUGAGAAGCUCAGUAGCAAAGAAGAAGACCUGAAAAACUGUCAAGACAGAGAGAAGCAGCUAAACAAUGACUUGAAAGCUCUCGAAAGCAGUAAUAAACAGAUGAGUGAGAAGCUCAGUAGCAAAGAAGAAGACCUGAAAAACUGUCAAGACAGAGAGAAGCAGCUAAACAAUGACUUGAAAGCUCUCGAAAGCAGUAAUAAACAGAUGAGUGAGAAGCUCAGUAGCAAAGAAGAAGACCUGAAAAACUGUCAAGACAGAGAGAAGCAGCUAAACAACAAAAUGAAAGCUCUCGAAAGCAGUAAUAAACAGAUGAGUGAGAAGCUCAGUAGCAAAGAAGAAGACCUGAAAAACUGUCAAGACAGAGAGAAGCAGCUAAACAAUGACUUGAGAGCUCUCGAAAGCAGUAAUAAACAGAUGAGUGAGAAGCUCAGUAGCAAAGAAGAAGACCUGAAAAACUGUCAAGACAGAGAGAAGCAGCUAAACAAUGACUUGAGAGCUCUCGAAAGCAGUAAUAAACAGAUGAGUGAGAAGCUCAGUAGCAAAGAAGAAGACCUGAAAAACUGUCAAGACAGAGAGAAGCAGCUAAACAACAAAAUGAAAGCUCUCGAAAGCAGUAAUAAACAGAUGAGUGAGAAGCUCAGUAGCAAAGAAGAAGACCUGAAAAACUGUCAAGACAGAGAGAAGCAGCUAAACAAUGACUUGAGAGCUCUCGAAAGCAGUAAUAAACAGAUGAGUGAGAAGCUCAGUAGCAAAGAAGAAGACCUGAAAAACUGUCAAGACAGAGAGAAGCAGCUAAACAACAAAAUGAAAGCUCUCGAAAGUAGUAAUAAACAGAUGAGUGAGAAGCUCAGUAGCAAAGAAGAAGACCUGAAAAACUGUCAAGACAGAGAGAAGCAGCUAAACAACAAAAUGAAAGCUCUCGAAAGUAGUAAUAAACAGAUGAGUGAGAAGCUCAGUAGCAAAGAAGAAGACCUGAAAAACUGUCAAGACAGAGAGAAGCAGCUAAACAACAAAAUGAAAGCUCUCGAAAGCAGUAAUAAACAGAUGAGUGAGAAGCUCAGUAGCAAAGAAGAAGACCUGAAAAACUGUCAAGACAGAGAGAAGCAGCUAAACAAUGACUUGAAAGCUCUCGAAAGCAGUAAUAAACAGAUGAGUGAGAAGCUCAGUAGCAAAGAAGAAGACCUGAAAAACUGUCAAGACAGAGAGAAGCAGCUAAACAACAAAAUGAAAGCUCUCGAAAGCAGUAAUAAACAGAUGAGUGAGAAGCUCAGUAGCAAAGAAGAAGACCUGAAAAACUGUCAAGACAGAGAGAAGCAGCUAAACAAUGACUUGAAAGCUCUCGAAAGCAGUAAUAAACAGAUGAGUGAGAAGCUCAGUAGCAAAGAAGAAGACCUGAAAAACUGUCAAGACAGAGAGAAGCAGCUAAACAACAAAAUGAAAGCUCUCGAAAGCAGUAAUAAACAGAUGAGUGAGAAGCUCAGUAGCAAAGAAGAAGACCUGAAAAACUGUCAAGACAGAGAGAAGCAGCUAAACAAUGACUUGAAAGCUCUCGAAAGCAGUAAUAAACAGAUGAGUGAGAAGCUCAGUAGCAAAGAAGAAGACCUGAAAAACUGUCAAGACAGAGAGAAGCAGCUAAACAACAAAAUGAAAGCUCUCGAAAGCAGUAAUAAACAGAUGAGUGAGAAGCUCAGUAGCAAAGAAGAAGACCUGAAAAACUGUCAAGACAGAGAGAAGCAGCUAAACAAUGACUUGAAAGCUCUCGAAAGCAGUAAUAAACAGAUGAGUGAGAAGCUCAGUAGCAAAGAAGAAGACCUGAAAAACUGUCAAGACAGAGAGAAGCAGCUAAACAAUGACUUGAAAGCUCUCGAAAGCAGUAAUAAACAGAUGAGUGAGAAGCUCAGUAGCAAAGAAGAAGACCUGAAAAACUGUCAAGACAGAGAGAAGCAGCUAAACAACAAAAUGAAAGCUCUCGAAAGCAGUAAUAAACAGAUGAGUGAGAAGCUCAGUAGCAAAGAAGAAGACCUGAAAAACUGUCAAGACAGAGAGAAGCAGCUAAACAAUGACUUGAAAGCUCUCGAAAGCAGUAAUAAACAGAUGAGUGAGAAGCUCAGUAGCAAAGAAGAAGACCUGAAAAACUGUCAAGACAGAGAGAAGCAGCUAAACAAUGACUUGAAAGCUCUCGAAAGCAGUAAUAAACAGAUGAGUGAGAAGCUCAGUAGCAAAGAAGAAGACCUGAAAAACUGUCAAGACAGAGAGAAGCAGCUAAACAACAAAAUGAAAGCUCGCGAAAGUAGUAAUAAACAGAUGAGUGAGAAGCUCAGUAGCAAAGAAGAAGACCUGAAAAACUGUCAAGACAGAGAGAAGCAGCUAAACAACAAAAUGAAAGCUCUCGAAAGCAGUAAUAAACAGAUGAGUGAGAAGCUCAGUAGCAAAGAAGAAGACCUGAAAAACUGUCAAGACAGAGAGAAGCAGCUAAACAACAAAAUGAAAGCUCUCGAAAGUAGUAAUAAACAGAUGAGUGAGAAGCUCAGUAGCAAAGAAGAAGACCUGAAAAACUGUCAAGACAGAGAGAAGCAGCUAAACAAUGACUUGAAAGCUCUCGAAAGCAGUAAUAAACAGAUGAGUGAGAAGCUCAGUAGCAAAGAAGAAGACCUGAAAAACUGUCAAGACAGAGAGAAGCAGCUAAACAACAAAAUGAAAGCUCUCGAAAGUAGUAAUAAACAGAUGAGUGAGAAGCUCAGUAGCAAAGAAGAAGACCUGAAAAACUGUCAAGACAGAGAGAAGCAGCUAAACAAUGACUUGAAAGCUCUCGAAAGCAGUAAUAAACAGAUGAGUGAGAAGCUCAGUAGCAAAGAAGAAGACCUGAAAAACUGUCAAGACAGAGAGAAGCAGCUAAACAAUGACUUGAAAGCUCUCGAAAGCAGUAAUAAACAGAUGAGUGAGAAGCUCAGUAGCAAAGAAGAAGACCUGAAAAACUGUCAAGACAGAGAGAAGCAGCUAAACAAUGACUUGAAAGCUCUCGAAAGCAGUAAUAAACAGAUGAGUGAGAAGCUCAGUAGCAAAGAAGAAGACCUGAAAAACUGUCAAGACAGAGAGAAGCAGCUAAACAAUGACUUGAAAGCUCUCGAAAGCAGUAAUAAACAGAUGAGUGAGAAGCUCAGUAGCAAAGAAGAAGACCUGAAAAACUGUCAAGACAGAGAGAAGCAGCUAAACAACAAAAUGAAAGCUCUCGAAAGCAGUAAUAAACAGAUGAGUGAGAAGCUCAGUAGCAAAGAAGAAGACCUGAAAAACUGUCAAGACAGAGAGAAGCAGCUAAACAAUGACUUGAAAGCUCUCGAAAGCAGUAAUAAACAGAUGAGUGAGAAGCUCAGUAGCAAAGAAGAAGACCUGAUCAUUUGGCAAGACAGAGUGAGACAAAAAGAGAAAGACAACAAGGAACUUCAGGAAAAAGUGGAUCAGCUCAAGGACAAUGAAAAACAACUACAAAGUAAUCUGACUGCAGCAAAAAUUACAGAAGGAUUUCUAAAUUCCAGAUUACAAUCACAAUAUGAUAUGAUCCAAAGAAAGGAAGAAAUACAAGUCAAAGAAAAAGAGCUGCAUGACGAAGAGAGAGAACUGGAUAGAAGAGUCGUGGAACUGGAUAAAAGAGAGAAAAAUCUGGAUGAACGAGAGAAGCAGAUAGAGAUCAGAGAGAGAGAACUGAGACAGGCAGAUCGUGGAUCCAGUGAACAUCAUCAGACCACAGCAGUCACUCCCUCUGGCAAGUAUUAUUUAUAUAUUUAUUGA